ACUGCGCAGGCGCCAGCGCAGGUGCUUGUCGUUUGAAAGUAUGGCGCCCGCGGGUCCGCGGCUGGUGCUGUGUGAGGAGAAGAUCCGGGAGAAGAGCGGCCUGGCGCCUCACCACGAUCUGGCUGAGCUCCAGUCAUUGUCUAUUCCUGGAACUUACCAAGAGAAGAUUACUCACCUGGGAACUUCUCUGGUGAACCUAACGGGUCUGAAGUCUCUAGACCUCUCACGCAACUCCUUGGUGAGUCUAGAGGGCGUCCAGUACCUGACCGCGCUGGAGAGCCUGAACCUCUACUACAACAGCAUCUCCUCGCUAGCGGAGGUGCUGUGGCUCCACUCCCUGCCGGAGCUCGCCGCUGUGGACUUCCGGCUGAACCCCGUGGUGAGAAACGAGGCCGACUACCGCCUCUUCGUCGUGCACAUGCUUCCGAAGCUCAGGCAGCUGGAUGACCGUCCUGUGAGAGAGAGCGAGCGGAAGGCGUCCCGGCUGCGUUUUGCGUCAGAGGAGCCACUCGGCUCGCAGCAGAGCUUCCGCACUGGUCCCAGAGCCGGAGGACCGUGCCACUCUAGGGCCCUGCGCGCGGACCCCUCGGCCAAGAAGUGCUUGGUCAUGGACGCAGAUGACGAGGCAGUCCUGAACCUCAUUGCUGAGUGCGAGUGGGACUUGAGCAACCCUCCUGGGAGCACAAGUUCCAGCCAGAGGGAGCGAGAGGCCGACCUCCGUAGUUCUCAAGAAUCCAGACAUCUGUUGAGCCCUCGGUCAGCACAGCCUCAGUGUGGGGACUCCAUCAAGACGGGCCAUGAGAAGAGGAAGGGCAGCUCUCGAGGCUGUGGUCCAGAAAAGAGUCUUCAGGACCAGUACUGGGGGGAGCCGCCCCUGCAGUGUGGACAGCACGUGCACUUCACCCCACACCCGGAUUCCGCAGACAUUGAGGACUCGACCCUUUCUCAGAAGUCAACUUUGUCAGCACAAAAGGUGUUAAAUCCAUUGCCCGCUCCUGAAAAGUACAGAAAGCGAAGAACGCCUGGCAGGAGAUCCCAGGCUCCUGCGGACCAGGAGGGUCUGAGACGCCUGGAGAGACCGACCAUGUCGUCGAGCCCCGAGGAGACUCUGAGCAGGCAGAGUGGCUCAGAGGGCCGGAGUGAAAGGACCUUGUCUCGCUCAGAGGUGUCGGAGCCUGAGGACGAGGAGCCCUGCGGCAGGAGUGGCACCAGAGAGGAGGUUCCCAAACUGUACUCUGCUGUGCCACCCGGGAAGAAGGCUGCGCUGGAGGUGGCACUUCUGGAGGCGCUCCUUGACCUGGUGGACAGGUACUGGAGCGGCUGCAAGUCCCUGCAUGGCAAUGAGGUGUUCCGGGCCCAGGCAAGACAUAUUUUGUCCUCGGUGCAAGCAUUUACAGCAACUCAGGAGAGUUCAACAAGUGCGAGUGAGGAAAUGAGCUUCCUUACGCUGGAGAAUAAGCCUCUGCAGCAGCGCCUUGCUGAGCCGCAACGGUACCGCGUGAAGAUGGGCGAGCUGGCGUCGGACCUCAGCGAGGCGCGGAAGCAGGUGGGUGACCUGAGACAACGUUUAGACAGAUCUUUGGAGGAGAAUAGCAGCUUAAAGGCUCUUUUGUUCAGCAUGAGAAAAGAAGCAAAAAACACAGACACGGCAACUGCGUUAAACGUGCAGAUCACCGGACUCCAGACGAGCGUGAAGAGGCUGGCCGGUGAGAUCGUGGAGCUGAAGCAGCAUCUGGAGCACUACGACAAGGUCCAGGAGCUCACGCAGAUGCUGCAGGAGAGCCACAGCUCCCUGGUCAGCACCAAUGAGCACCUCCUUCAGGAGCUGAGCCGGGUGCGGGCGCAGCACGAGGUCGAGGUGGAGCAGCUGCACUGGAGCUACCAGGAGCUCAAGAAGACGCUGGCCUUGUUCCCACACAGCCGCGUGGGCCGCUAGCCCCGGCGCUGCGCGUGCCCUGCCCCGCCCGGUACAGCGGCGCCACUUGUGCACCCGGUGUGCUUGCUGGCGAGGGCCGCUCUCCUGCUCGUCAUCACCUCGUGCACUGAGACGUAUUCGGGGCCCAUCGCUCAGGUUUCUGACACGUCCGAAGUCAGGACGGGUCGGUCUGUGGGGAGUCCGCCCGCGGCCGUGCGUGGUGUGGCCUCUGCAAAGGCCGGCGACUGGGAGUGUCACUCCCCAGACUCCAGCAGCUGCUCACGUUUCCUGAAGCACAGCUGAGAUUUUACCCAAAAAGAUAACCUAAGCCCUUCACAUGUUUUGAGACAAGAAACACUGAUACAUUUUGAGAUCAACAUUAUUAAUUUUUCAUAAAAUACUUGGAGACAAAGAAAACAGUAUUUUUCUCCCUGAUGUAGAAGAGAAUGGCGUCUGAUCACUAAGAGAUUUUGUGUGACACUCAGUCUUUGUUUAAUAAACACAUAGAUUGUUUUAAAAAGUGGCUCUUUAUAAAUUAUAACUGAGUUUUUCUCAUUGAAUCCUUUCCUAAAAGAAGCUAUGCACCAAGUAAGCAGGAGCAAGUACGUUCCAAGACUAAUAGAAGGGACGCUUGGAGGCCAGGGCAACAGGAGCAGCACUGUUUGCCGACACGAACGUCCACACAGAAGUAUCUCUGUCGGCCCCUCCCGCCCCGUGUUGCCCUCUUGCUUACGGUGCGU
Molecule: messenger RNA, 2655 nt
Organism: Lutra lutra (Eurasian river otter)
Lineage: Eukaryota; Metazoa; Chordata; Mammalia; Carnivora; Mustelidae
Gene: CEP72
Product: centrosomal protein 72
Exons: 12
Coding region: 41-1936 (631 amino acids)
Biological process (GO): regulation of protein localization to centrosome; centriole replication; spindle organization
Cellular component (GO): centriolar satellite
Molecular function (GO): protein binding
Source: RefSeq, a predicted model, not a curated record